This is a messenger RNA of Nomascus leucogenys (northern white-cheeked gibbon), 1177 nucleotides long. It is a transcript of the gene NIT2, whose product is annotated as nitrilase family member 2. The record is from RefSeq and is a predicted model, not a curated record. NCBI's taxonomy places the organism in Eukaryota, Metazoa, Chordata, Mammalia, Primates, Hylobatidae. Gene Ontology annotation, molecular function: omega-amidase activity. Gene Ontology annotation, biological process: oxaloacetate metabolic process; L-glutamine metabolic process. The transcript is spliced from 9 exons. The coding region runs from base 85 to 840 and encodes 251 amino acids. Gene Ontology annotation, cellular component: mitochondrion.
GGCCCCGCCCACCGUAGCGUCGCCGCGGUCCGCUCGGUCUCCAGCGCUCAGUCCGCGCCGCCGGUGGUGCUUGUCGGGAGAGCCAUGACCUCUUUCCGCUUGGCCCUCAUCCAGCUUCAGAUUUCUUCCAUCAAAUCAGAUAACGUCAUUCGUGCUUGUAGCUUCAUCCGGGAGGCAGCAACGCAAGGAGCCAAAAUAAUUUCUUUGCCGGAAUGCUUUAAUUCUCCAUAUGGAACGAAAUAUUUUCCUGAAUAUGCAGAGAAAAUUCCUGGUGAAUCCACACAGAAGCUUUCUGAAGUAGCAAAGGAAUGCAGCAUAUAUCUCAUUGGAGGCUCUAUCCCUGAAGAGGAUGCUGGGAAAUUAUAUAACACCUGUGCUGUGUUUGGGCCUGAUGGAACUUUACUAGCAAAGUACAGAAAGAUCCAUCUGUUUGACAUUGAUGUUCCUGGAAAAAUUACAUUUCAAGAAUCUAAAACAUUGAGUCCGGGUGAUAGUUUCUCCACAUUUGAUACUCGCUGCCAGCUGUUGGUAUAUCCAGGAGCUUUUAAUCUGACCACUGGACCAGCCCACUGGGAGUUGCUUCAGCGAAGCCGGGCUGUUGAUAAUCAGGUGUAUGUGGCCACAGCCUCUCCUGCCCGGGAUGACAAAGCCUCUUAUGUUGCCUGGGGACACAGCACCGUGGUGAACCCUUGGGGGGAGGUCCUAGCCAAAGCUGGCACAGAAGAAGCAAUCGUGUAUUCAGACAUAGACCUGAAGAAGCUGGCUGAAAUACGCCAGCAAAUCCCCGUUUUUAGACAGAAGCGAUCAGACCUCUAUGCUGUGGAGAUGAAAAAGCCUUAAAGUUUAUAUUUCUAAUGUGUCACAGAACAGGAAGAUAUGAUUCUACAACAUAAUCAACUCCCUAUUAAAUUCUUUGAUGAAGAUUUUUUUUUUAAUUUAGCCUUUUCCUUCCUAGGUUCUCUAUUGAGAUGAGAAAGCCUCAUUAUGCUGACAUUUUCCACACCACAUUAAAUAGUUAAGAAGGAUGUAGCCUGGAGCCGGAGAGCAGAAAGCUGGGCUGGUUCUGAAGCUUCUUCCAUACUUAAGUUGCCUCCAAGCAGUUUGUGAAAGUAUCAGAUCUUGGUAUCCUGGUGACUGAUUCACCUAAUAUAAAUAUAUUUGUGUCAUGAACCUCUUA